AUGACCGGCAAGCUUUUGUCCAAGUGGGACUCCAGAAACGUGGGUUUUGGCUGCAGCCACGCAACGCAGGGCUAUGGUCUGGGACUGGCCAUUGCCUGCGGUGAUGCCUCAGAGGUCGGGGUCAUGGCACGCCUCAGCAUGGAGAGACGUCCGCCCAGCCGAGUGGGAAAGCAUCUUCAGCAGGUAACCUACUACGCGAUCGUGUUAGGUAUUUUUCUGUUCUUCGUGGUGCUGUUCACCUUAUCGGCGGACAAACAGUCCAUGAUCACCACGUCCCAAGUGAACACGUGCCUGGCGAUUGCCCUGAUCCCGCUCUUCUUGCCCAGCCUCCUGUACCUGGGUCUGGUGCGGACGCAGAGGAUUCUAAAGGAGAAGGAAUACUACGUGCGGAACCUGGAGGCAGUCAGCACUUUAGGGCUGUCCACAGUGAUCUGCGCGGACAUGAGGGGCACAAUGACCAUGCAGCAGAUGCGUGUGUCGGAGAUAUUCGUGGAUGCGGAUCUGCUGCGGGUGCAGAACCUGAACCUAGAGGAGGUGGGGCCGCGAUUCAUAGAGCUCAUCCGAUCCUCGCUACUGUGCAACGAUGCAGUGUUCUGUCCGGGCUCGGUAGGAGUGCCCGUGGAAAAGAAGAGCAUCUACGGGAGCAGCUAUGACAGUGCUCUGCUCAAGUUCGGUCUCACCUUCAUUCCCAACGUGGACCAGCUGCGUUGCGACCACGAGAAGGUGGCCAACUUGAGCUACAACAGCAUCGACCACGUCCACGUGACAGUGCACAAGAUCCGGCUCGAGAACGGCGGGUCGCGCCACAUCCUCCUGAUGAAGGGAUACGCUGACGUGGUACUCAGCCACUGCUCGACCUACGCGGUGAGUGACGAGGAGCUGCUGCUGGACGAGCCGCUCAAGCAAACCAUUGGAAAUCUGUCCACCAGGCUGAUGGAGGCGGGACGGCAUGUUCGCGCCUUCGCCUACAAGGAGAUCCUCUCUGACGUGGAGCGCCGCCGCUUUUCCCAAGUAAACUUGGGCCGUGACAGCACUCCAGGCAGGUACAGGGAUUUCCUGUCCGUGAACAUAUUUUCACUGAGGUUCCUUGGCUUGAUCGCCACCCACAAUCCGCCCCACGCGAACAUCGCACAAAGCGUGUUCAAGUGUCGCUCCGCUGGCGUCAAGCUGGUGAUCAUUACCCGUGCCAAGGCCACCUUCGCCCGUGCCCUGGCCAUGAGCGUGGGCAUAAUUGCACCACCUACAAGUGACGGCGUCGACAUCCCUGACUCGUCGAUGAAGCGCCACCAGGUCAGUGCUGCUGUCGUCAGCAUGGAUGAGUACGUGGAGCACAAGAUGCACCACCAGCGAUGGAAGGUGGAGCAGCUCCUGCUCGCCCACCCCCAGUUGGUGUUCGCAAUGGUUAACGUGGAGCAGAACCACAUGAUAGUUGAGACCUGCCAGCGGCUGGGUGCCGUGGUCACCAUCAUGGGAUACUCCGUGCACGACACGCCCGCCCUGCGUCGCGCCCAUGUGGGGGUGGCCAAGUCUGGCUGCUCGACCACGAGCCACUUCGGCGCCGACAUCCUCCUGACGGACAGCCCCUUCUCUAAGCUAGUGGCUGCCAUCGAGGUGAGUCGCCUGCUGUUCGAAAACACGAAGAAGGCACUGGCUUACUGUCUGGCCACAAACACGGCCCUGAUCCUGGUGCACGUGUCCUUCUUCCUGGUCAAGAUCCCACUCCGCAUAUUCGUCAUGCAAGUGUUUAUCAUAUCUAUAUUCGUGAACUUGCUGCCUGGCCUGACCCUGCUCUUCGAGAGGGCCGAGGAGAAGCUGAUGAAGCAGAAGCCAAAGAUCUUCGACGACUUCCUGUUCAACAGACGCUUGCUCUUUGUGUCCUGCAUCCUGGUGGGUAUCAUCGAGGCUGCGGCUGUCUUUCUCAUGUACUUCCUGUUUAUGGCCCGCAACGGCUUCCUGCCCAGAACUUUGGUCGGCCUCAAUUUUAAGUGGUAUGACGAAACGGUCACAGACAUAACUGAUUCGUAUGGCCAGGAAUGGAGUCCGAAGUCUCGCCAGCGCUUGGACUGUCAAGUAUCCGCCAUUUGCCUGAUGACCCUCGCUGCGAUGCAGUGCACCAAUCUAAUGUUGACCAGGACCGGACGUGCCAAUCUGCUAAGUCAUGGAUUUUCCAACGUUUGCCUGAACCUGGCCAUCGUUUAUUUGAUUUGCCUUUGCGUGCUCGUUCCCCACGUGGAUUUUCCCCACUGCCUCCGUCUGGUUGGGGGCACAGAAUUGGUCUUCUUCUGGUGGUACAUAUGGCCUCUGGUCUCGUUGCUAGCGUUCCUCGAAACCGCCCGGCGAUACCUCCUCAGGCGAUUCCCUGGAAGCUGGCUGGAGCUGGAGACUUUUUACUAAACGUAGCAGCAUCUAGGAUAAAUGCAAAUGCGAACAAAAUAUGAAGUAUGCGCUUAAUGUUUCAUCCUUCCCGUCUUCCCUCUACUGUUGUCUGUGUUGAAAAAAAGGAAACAACUGGAAAUGUGU
Molecule: messenger RNA, 2520 nt
Organism: Drosophila persimilis
Lineage: Eukaryota; Metazoa; Arthropoda; Insecta; Diptera; Drosophilidae
Product: sodium/potassium-transporting ATPase subunit alpha
Exons: 6
Coding region: 1-2394 (797 amino acids)
Biological process (GO): intracellular potassium ion homeostasis; intracellular sodium ion homeostasis; sodium ion export across plasma membrane
Molecular function (GO): P-type sodium:potassium-exchanging transporter activity; nucleotide binding
Source: RefSeq, a predicted model, not a curated record